ACAGAUAGAAAGGAAAACCGAAACCCGAAGCAUUAGCUCAGAGUAGACGUUGAAAUGACAAAUUUGCCCCCGUCAUUAUCAAUGAACGCAGCCUUUGGCGGCAGCGGUGCUGCUCCUCCGCCUUCUCCCGGUGGCUCCUCCCAGAGCUCCCCCGGAGGCAACAAGGAUCGCAAGAUGGCCUCCGCCGAGCAGCUCGUCCUCGAGCUCAGCAACCCCGACCUUCGUGAAAACGCUCUACUCGAACUCUCCAAGAAGAGAGAAUUAUUUCAAGAUCUUGCUCCAUUAUUAUGGAAUUCAUUUGGUACUAUUGCUGCACUUUUGCAGGAAAUAGUUUCAAUAUACCCUGUUCUUUCUCCACCAAAUCUUACUCCAGCACAAUCUAAUCGUGUGUGCAAUGCACUUGCUCUUCUUCAGUGCGUAGCAUCACACCCUGAUACAAGGAUGUUGUUCCUCAAUGCUCAUAUACCUCUAUAUCUGUAUCCCUUCCUUAAUACAACAAGCAAAUCAAGACCAUUUGAGUACUUGAGACUCACCAGUCUUGGCGUCAUUGGUGCUUUGGUGAAGGUUGAUGAUACGGAAGUCAUAAGUUUCCUUCUUUCAACUGAGAUAAUUCCAUUGUGCCUGCGCACCAUGGAAAUGGGCAGUGAACUAUCAAAAACAGUUGCAACUUUCAUUGUUCAGAAAAUCCUAUUGGACGACGUGGGCUUGGAUUAUAUUUGCACUACAGCUGAGCGUUUUUUUGCAGUAGGUCGAGUUUUGGGAAACAUGGUGGCAGCUCUUGCUGAGCAGCCCUCAUCUCGUUUGUUGAAGCAUAUCAUCCGAUGCUAUCUUCGCCUAUCAGAUAAUCCAAGGGCUUGUGAUGCAUUAAGAAGUUGUCUUCCAGACAUGUUAAGAGAUGCUACUUUCAGCAACUGCCUUCGUGAGGACCUUACAACCAGGAGGUGGCUGCAACAAUUGCUUCAGAAUGUUGGUGUGAGUCGGGUGCCCACUCUGCAAGCCGGAGGCGGCUUCGACCAUAUGAUGGUGACAUGAGUCUGUUGAAUCUUACUUUGUGCAUGAGCUCAUUGUCAUUUCUAAUUAUCCGAUCACAUUUUCUCUCGUAAUUGUAAUUAUCAAGUUUACUGAAAAAUUGUUUUAAGAUGUCUUGUAAUUUAUAUAGUAUGUAACUUAAUAGGUGGUUCUUUAUAACAAAUGUUCAUCCAAGGUUUAGGUGGCUUAAGUUCUAGUUCCUUUAGAUUUAGUUAUAUGUUAUGGAAAAUGAAACAUCAAGAAAUGUGAUGGGAAUGGUAUGACCUGCUAAAUCUCCAUAACAUUAUUUGGAAUUACAGUCAAAUUAGCAAGA
Messenger RNA from Arachis stenosperma, 1342 nucleotides. RefSeq lists its product as uncharacterized. Bases 55 to 1032 code for a protein of 325 amino acids. Gene Ontology annotation, biological process: negative regulation of translation; mRNA catabolic process. Gene Ontology annotation, cellular component: CCR4-NOT complex; P-body; CCR4-NOT core complex. Lineage: Eukaryota; Viridiplantae; Streptophyta; Magnoliopsida; Fabales; Fabaceae. The transcript is spliced from 9 exons. The record is from RefSeq and is a predicted model, not a curated record.